CACAUUCAAAGUCAAACUCCAAUCCCAUAAUCUCCCACUCACAUCUAAACAUGGCACAAAUAAUUACCUUCCUAGCACUUUCCCUCCUUGUCCUCACCCUAACCCUAGUUCAAGCCCAGCAGCACCCGGUCGCACCGCGGAGAGCUCGAUCUAGGGCUAGGGUGUUCAUCGAGUCGCAAUGCCAGACGACGCUAUAUCCCACUCUGUGCGUAAAGUGCCUAUCACCCUACGUCCCCAGCUUCACCAAAACCCUGAGUCACCGGCAGUUAGCUCAGAUUGCCCUGAAAGUGACCCUUGUCAGGGCCGAGACAACGCAAGCCUACAUCAACGGAGUGGCCCAGAGGCUCAACCGGACCAAGGGCCCGGAGGCCCGAUCCGUGAAGGAGUGUUUGGAUCAAAUAAAUGAUGGGGUAGAUCAGCUCACAAAAUGCAUCAAAGAGGCACAACACAUCAAGGAAGAUGGGGGAAGUAGUAGUGAAUUCACAUGGCAUGCAAGCAACGUCCAAACAUGGAUGAGCACUGCAUUGACCGAUGCAAGCAUGUGCAUCGACGGGAUCUCGGGCCGGGCCAUCGGGGGGAAGACGAAGGCCUUGAUCAAAGCCCGGGUUCUUAAUCUUCAACAGGUUACCAGCAUUGCGCUAGCCUUGUUCAAUAGAUUUGCUGCAAGAUUUAGGGCUGCUCAUCUCCUCAAACCCUAGCUCCCAUCACUCCUUUAAAGUUUUUGAGCAUCUUGGAUGCUUUUCUAUCAUUUAUUGAAUUCCAUUUAUUUGUUUUUCUCAUGGGGAAUUAUAAUUAUGUGAAAAAAUAACUUGUAUAGUAUAUUGAUUCAAGUUUUGAAAAUACUUACUAUAUUUUAACAUCA
This is a messenger RNA of Salvia miltiorrhiza (redroot sage), 862 nucleotides long. Its product is annotated as pectinesterase inhibitor 9-like. The coding region runs from base 51 to 698 and encodes 215 amino acids. NCBI's taxonomy places the organism in Eukaryota, Viridiplantae, Streptophyta, Magnoliopsida, Lamiales, Lamiaceae. Gene Ontology annotation, biological process: negative regulation of catalytic activity. Gene Ontology annotation, molecular function: enzyme inhibitor activity. The record is from RefSeq and is a predicted model, not a curated record. The transcript has a single exon.